Bipolaris zeicola 26-R-13 is the source of this 576-nucleotide messenger RNA. RefSeq lists its product as uncharacterized. NCBI's taxonomy places the organism in Eukaryota, Fungi, Ascomycota, Dothideomycetes, Pleosporales, Pleosporaceae. Bases 1 to 576 code for a protein of 191 amino acids. The record is from RefSeq and is a predicted model, not a curated record. The transcript has 3 exons.
AUGCUUGCUCUUGAAAGUCUCCUCAAAAGGCCACAACAUGACAAAAAGGGAUUUGAUGAGCUGCUUGCAACGACAGCGACCGACCGGAACGAGUGCAAGGAAGGAAUCGCUGAUGGUGGCUACAGUGAAAUGGAGCAGAAACGCCACGACGACGAGUUGACUUCCACGAUACUCGAGAGUCUCAGAACCCCAAAUCGUCGCACACAACACGAUACGCCGACUUUUGCAGGUACGAACAUUGCAAGCAACGCCGUGUACGCAUGCAUCACCGACGUCCUUAGUGCUUUUCAGAAAGACAAAAUGCAUCCUAUUGUGGAUACAUGGAAACGAGAUAUUGAAGAGACAGAAAAUCAGCUCAAAUUGGGAGCAAGAGUUGCACUUAAGAACGUGAGAGAGGUUUUGGGAGCUAAGGUAGCAGGCGGUGAUGCGAAAGGACUAGCUGAUGAAGAUGGAGACAUGGACAUGAAUGUAGGUGGAAAGGCGCAGCUGACUUGUGAGUUACUGGAGAGCCUGAGGUAUGCAGAAAGGGGAGUCAAGCGCAUGACCAAAGGGCUCCCCAUGAACCAAGGCCGCUGA